AUGCGAAACAAGGACGAGAAGGGAGACGCCGCGGACCCGCCACCCCUAAGAAAAAAAAGACAGAUAUGGACGGCGGAGGAGCAGUCAGCCUACUGGCAAGCAAAAAAGGUGGAAAGGAAACGGCGAAGCAAAGAAGCAGCAGCACAACGACGUGAGUUGCAACAGAAGGAGUGGGAGGAGCUUGACGACAAGGAGCGGGAGCGGCGGCGUACGGAGGCGAUUGCAGUUCACGAGCGACGACGUGCUUUGGAGGCCAAGGAGCACGCUAUGUGUGUGCAGCAUCUUGCUGACACCUCCCUCCCGGUCUUGGUGUUUGACCUUAGUUUUGCAUGGUGCAUGUCAGCUGCCGACUGCCGCAGUACGGUGUCGCAGAUAAAGUUUAGCUACAGUGCGUUGCGGCGCCAUGCCUUCCCGAUGCGUCCUGUCAUCACUUCUAUUAAUGGUAAAGAGACCAUUGAGACGAGUGCACAUAGCGAAUUGUUGCGCUCUCUGUGUGCUUUUGAGGGGUUUCGCCGCUAUCCUUUCCCGAUUCACGAGGAACACUGGUCCACCAUAUACAAGAAGGAGCAAGUUAUUUUCAUGACUGCCGACACCGAAAAUGUUUUGGAACGUCUUGAUCCCGAUACAGUGUAUGUUGUUGGCGCGUUUGUGGAUCAUAAUGCACGAAAAUUUCUUACCAGAGAUGCGGCGAGGCGUCAUGGUGUGCGUAUGGCCCGCCUUCCACUCGAGGAAUCUAUGGAGGUGGGUAACCGCUGCAAAGUCUUGACGGUGAACCAUGUGGUGGAGGUGCUAUGUCGGUAUGCCGACCGUGGCGAGUGGCGUAGUGCAUUUGAUGUGCUGCCGACACGGCGGGUCAAUGCGGCACGACAGAAACGCUCUCGUGCUUUGAAUGGGGUGAAUAUUGUGUCUUCGGAUAAUGACGGCGCAGUAUUGCAUGAGACCGAUGAGAGACGCCAUGAUGAUGUGAUGCCUCAGGCGUGA
Molecule: messenger RNA, 981 nt
Organism: Trypanosoma cruzi
Lineage: Eukaryota; Euglenozoa; Kinetoplastea; Trypanosomatida; Trypanosomatidae
Exons: 1
Coding region: 1-981 (326 amino acids)
Biological process (GO): tRNA N1-guanine methylation
Cellular component (GO): nucleus
Molecular function (GO): tRNA binding
Source: RefSeq, a predicted model, not a curated record